Molecule: messenger RNA, 1855 nt
Organism: Daldinia vernicosa
Lineage: Eukaryota; Fungi; Ascomycota; Sordariomycetes; Xylariales; Hypoxylaceae
Product: phosphoglycerate mutase-like protein
Exons: 2
Coding region: 248-1786 (512 amino acids)
Molecular function (GO): acid phosphatase activity
Source: RefSeq, a predicted model, not a curated record
AGUCAGGUACCAAUCAGUUGCAGCGUCUCACGGACUUAGACGGCCGCACCCAAGCACAGGUUCUUGUGAAAAAUCAGCAACUCAUUAUGUACAAUUGUUCAUUUGCCUACUCAAUUUUCUUUUCCUGCCAUUUGCAGCUUUAAAUAUACCACAGCAUCAUUAAUUUAUCGGUUGCACCUUGUCCUUCUUCAAGUAUCGUCAGGCAUACGGCGAUGAAGAAAGAUCGGUUCUUUCACUCUUUUUCACGAUGGUCUUCACCGACUUGAGACGCCAGCUAACGGCCUUUGUGGCCCGAGGCUCAUACAAAUACACUCUGCUUCCUGAAAAUGCCUCCCGCAGUCGGAUGCAAAAGCGCGCUACAAGUUGGAUUAAUCAACGCAUCUUCACUGUUAGGCUUGCUCUAUGCGCCUUACUUUCGAUUGUGAUAAUCACAUUUGCGACAACUUUUAUGUAUGUCAAGCAAUCUAUCUCGUCACAACCCUGCAGAGGCUUUAUACAUGAUCGUCACUGUAGAAAGGAGGUUUCUCGUUCGUGGGGACAGUACUCAUCUGUAUUUUCUGCCCCUUCGGAAAUCUCGCCGGCUAUCCCAGAUGAGUGUCAUGUCACUUUCGCGCAACUGCUCUCGCGCCAUGGAGCCCGUGAUCCCACAGAGCAUAAGUCUUCAGCCUAUGGGGCACUCGUUGAACGUAUUCACAACAGCGUGGUAGAUUACGGAAAGAGCUUCAAGUUCAUCAAAGACUAUGAGUACACCCUUGGUGCUGACCAACUCACCCUGUUUGGAGAGCAACAAAUGGUGGACUCUGGCAUCAAAUUUUAUGAGCGAUACCAACAUCUGGCCAGCACUAAUACUCCCUUUGUGCGUGCUUCUGGUCAGGAACGUGUCGUCGAGUCAGCUCAGAAUUGGACCCAAGGCUUUCAUAGGGCUCGAUUGGCGGAUGAACGUUCUAAUGCUCCGGAUACCUACCCCUAUGAUAUCCUAGUUAUCCCUGAGAGUGAUGGCUUCAAUAAUACGCUCAGCCCCAAUCUUUGUCCUGCUUUUGAGGAUAGCCGACAUGACACCCACAGCAACCAGGAUACCUGGACAGAGCAUUUCGUGCCACCCCUAACCGAGAGGCUAAACAAAAAUUUGCCUGGUGCUAACCUGACCGACGAAGAGGCUAUCUACAUAAUGGAUUUAUGUCCUUUCAAUACCGUGGCCGAUGACAAGGGAAGACUAUCUCAGUUCUGCUACCUAUUUACGGUAGACGAGUGGCAUGAUUAUGAUUAUUACCAGAGUCUAGGCAAAUGGUACGGUUAUGGGAAUGGAAAUCCUCUUGGGCCAACUCAGGGGGUCGGCUUUGUUAAUGAGUUGCUUGCAAGACUCACUGGUCAGCCUGUUGUCGAUCAUACUACCACCAAUUCAACACUGGACGGGUCCAAUAUUACAUUUCCUCUCGACCGUGUCCUAUAUGCCGACUUUAGUCAUGACAACGAUAUGAUGGACAUAUAUGGCACGCUGGGCCUAUAUAAUCUGACUGAUCCACUGCCUGGGGACCGAAGAGUUGGCCCACGGGAAACUAAGGGGUUCUCGGCCGCCUGGGCUGUCCCGUUUGGGGCCAGAUUAUACGUGGAGAAGAUGUCGUGCGGGGGAAGCAAAGAAGAGUUUGUUCGAAUUCUGGUUAAUGAUCGAGUGAUACCCCUGCAGAACUGUGGCGUUGAUGCGUUAGGCCGCUGCACGCUGAGCAGGUUCGUCGAGAGCCAGAGUUUUGCGAAGAAUGGUGGACAUUGGGACCAAUGCUUUGCGUGAUACCUCUAGGCUUGUUUAUCUGCCAAGACAUAGACAUAUAAUGAAUGGAAUGCUGCAUUUUCAUCUUUA